Caenorhabditis briggsae is the source of this 1452-nucleotide messenger RNA. NCBI's taxonomy places the organism in Eukaryota, Metazoa, Nematoda, Chromadorea, Rhabditida, Rhabditidae. The transcript has 6 exons. The record is from RefSeq and is a predicted model, not a curated record. The coding region runs from base 1 to 1452 and encodes 483 amino acids.
AUGAGACCCAAUGGAUAUUUAUAUCCGCCGGCAAAGAAGAGGUCUAAUGAAGACAUUGUCUGUUGUGUUGUCGAAAAAACAGGCGACGAAACGAGAACCUCGAUGAGACAAAGCGAAAUUUAUGCAUACAGUCCAUCUAUCAGAAUUCGUGAUGGCUACAUGGUUAUGCCAAAAUGGCACUGGAACGCCUACAAGCAAGGCGAUUGGUUUCUAGCGGUGCCUUCUUACGCUGUUGGCUCUCAUGAGGAAGAAAGAGACGAGCGGGAGCUGACAAACCUUCGGAAAAUUAAUCCAAAUGACUACGCUAAAUACAAAAUUCCACCAACAAACGUUGAAUUUGGAUUUGUCAAAAUUAAGUGUCCAUUUGUUGUGUGCCCGGAGUUCAUUCAAAAUAGAGAGACGAGAAACUCAAAUGGAACUUAUAAAAAACUCCUUCUACUUGAUAUUGGUCAAGGCUUUGUCUGCAAUAACAAUCGAGCAUUCAAAAACCUUUCCCCGGAUCAGAUAUACAUGGGCGUAUUUGAGUUCCGCGCUAAAGAUAACGGUGCAUGCAACUUCAGUCAUCGCUCUAUUAUCCGUGAUGCCACCAACCAUGUUUAUGAACGCGAUGCAAUGUGGGAGCUUAUGAAGAUUAUGCCUGGCGAACAUGGAAAAGUACAUAGUUUCCAGAUGAAUGAAUGGCUUGAAAAGUUAAAAAAGGACGCCGAAGAGUUUGAUGCUAAGCUCGAGCAACAAGGAGUUUUCGGCGGUCAGAGAAGAAUGGCGGCACACUCAUUGUUGGAAAACCCGAGAGAAGACGAUCCAGUUAACGAUGUAACUAUGAGGACAUUCGGGUUGUCGCUUUCGAAAUCGAAUCGAUCACAGCGUCACUAUUACGUUGAACAGUUCCAUGCAGAAUCGCUGCAUGACCAACGUCCUUCUCUUGCUGCACCCACCGGAGCAUCAGAAAACACACACGAAUUCAGCAGUGUUGUCGAGCUUGAAAAUCAUCGGAGUCAAACUAUCAUUCUUCUAACAUGUAUUGGCGAGAAUGGAGAGAAGUAUGAGAAGUGGUACGACCGAGAGACCAAACAAUCCGCUACAGAGCCCGAUUUUUUGUACUACAAAUUCAAUUCUCGCCAUGAAGUCGCUGUCCAACAGAGUCUCCAGCCGGCGGUUGCUCCAUCAGUUCGCAGUCGCACACUUUCAGAAAGUUCUUUCCGUACAUACCCUGGUCGGCCGGUGGCAACAUCUACACCUCGUCCAAGUCCUCCUCACAGCCCACCAGCAGCUGAAGCGUCAUAUCCAAACAAUCGGCGUUUCUUUGAAGAUUCUCAAUACCGAACAAUUAAUGCAGAAGAAGAAGAAACUGAUGAAAACCAUGAUACCCUCAACGAAACAUCGAACACUACUUUGAUGCUUCAUGAUAACAACGCGAACCCAAUCUACAGACCACCAUAUAUGCAUCGUUAG